Messenger RNA from Austrofundulus limnaeus, 10930 nucleotides. It is a transcript of the gene szt2, whose product is annotated as SZT2 subunit of KICSTOR complex. Gene Ontology annotation, cellular component: peroxisome. The record is from RefSeq and is a predicted model, not a curated record. NCBI's taxonomy places the organism in Eukaryota, Metazoa, Chordata, Actinopteri, Cyprinodontiformes, Rivulidae.
CGCAACACCGAUCGAGCGGCUCGUAAACAAGUCUGUGUAAAGUCUGCUAUCCGAACUAUAAAUAAGAACCUGGGGAGUCCGGGGGAUCGCUGCCCCCCCUGCGGACCCCAUGCAGGACCGGACAUGGCUGAGAGACCAGAAACCGAGUUGGAGGAGGCGGACCAGAUCUACCUGCUCAUGAAGGAGGACUAUCGGAUAUCUCGAAAUGUGCGCCUGGCGUGGUUCCUCAGUAAACUCAACCAGGUCAUCUGGCCUGCCUCAGUGCCUGAAGUGCUGAGCUCAGAGAAAGAGCUGGACCUGCUGAGCCUGUUACCUAAAGGAUGGCAGCCAGGGAGCCCCCCCAGCACGCAGCCUUGUGUCUUGAUGCCCUCCACCUGGGCCACCUUCCUGGCCCGCCGGUACCGCUUCAUCAUCGAGCUGGACCUCAGCCCCUCCACAGGGAUUGUGGGAUCAUUAUAAUCACAGAUGGAGUGACGAGUGUUCCUGACGUGGCUGUGUGUGAAACCCUGUUGAACCAGCUCAGGAGUGGAACUAUCGCAUGUUCCUUUGUGCAGGUUGGCGGGGCGUACUCGUACGACUGUAGUUUCGGCUACAUCCCAAACGUGGAGCUGAUGAAGUUCAUAUCAUUAGCCACCUUUGGGACCUACCUUCCCACUUGUCCUGAAGUGGACCAGAACAGCCAGGACAUGAACAUUUACCACAGGGCCUUCUUGACCUACUCCUUUCUGAAGACCCCCGAGUCUCUAAACUCAGAGUAUUUCUGUGUUUCCCAGGACAAACUGUUCAAUGAGCACUUGGUUUCGGCCAGUGGUAACCCUGCGCUGGUCAUGAGGAGGAAGAAGCACACAGAGAAAGAAGUUCACGCUCAUCUCAUCAGUGUGGUUUCUGUACGACUGAGAGAGGGCUACACCAUCAGAGACAUCAGCCUCACCAAAGGUGGGACGCAGCUAGAGGUGAAGUUGGUUCUGUUGUGGAAACACAACAUGCACAUUGAGUACCUUGCCGCCGCCUCCUGGCCUCUGGACCCAUCCAACAGAACCACCAGGGUGGAGGUGACGAUGGAGGGCAGCUACGACAUCCUGCAUGACAUCAGCUGCACCCAGAGGAAGCCCAUCACCAGUCCGUACCGGACCUCCGUCAUCCGCCGCUUCUGGAACACACUUCAGAGCAUCAACCAGACCGAUCAGAUGUUGGUGCACCUGCAGUCGUUCAAUUCAGUUCCUGAGAACUACACAAUCCCAGAGAGCACCAAGAACGGCGUGCCCCUCUUCUACAUUCCUCCUGGUUCCACGACCCCGGUCCUGUCUCUUCAGCACAGUGGAUCCAAAGACUCGUCUCAGUCCCAGUUUGCUUUGUACUGGAAACCCAUACUCUCCAUGGACACCAACUUCUGGCAGCGAUGGCUCCACAUGCACCACAUUACAAUCAUCCUGGAACACGACUUACCCGUCCCCAAACACCUGCACACAGCUGGAAGCAACGGCCGUUACAGCACCAUUCAGUGCCGCAUCUCCCACUCUGCCCUCACGUCCCUGCUGAAGGACUGCAGCAGCUUUGUGUUGGUGGAAGGCUACUCAUAUGUCAAGCUAAUAUACAGUUCGUGUGAGCAGAUUCCCACUUCCUUCUACUUGGUCCGUCUCAUCUCUAAGACGCCCUGCAUGGUUCUGCGUUUGGGCUUCCCUAUAGGCACCCCAGCCAAUGUUAGAAACAAGAUUGUAGAUGAGCUGCGAGAGCAGAUCCUCAAGCUUCGCUUCCCUCAUCGAGUUCAAAGCAAAGAAGCAACACCGAAGACCAAGAGGAAGAGCGUCAGUCAUGUGUCUCCGUCCAAGUCUCUCUCUGUCACAGCUGCCAAGCCCGCUCUGUCGGACCGACCCUGUGUGGUGGUGCUCAAUAAGCCUUUAGAAAAACUGCUCAUAAGGUAUGAUAAGCUGCCUCUGGAUUUUAGGACUCCCUUUAUUUUCAACAUGGAGAACUUCCUGCUGCCUUCCAACAGUGCUGCACCCGUCAGCAUGGCAGCUAACCGGACGGCCUCCUCCACCUUGGCCUCACUGUCUCGAUGUUUCCUCCACAAGCGGUGGGUGUGGGCUGUGCAGAGCAGUCACGGACCAGCAGUGACCAUGCAGGCUGUGGCCCACAUCCUGUCCAUACUGUCUGAGGUUCGCCUUUCAGAAGGUUUUCAUUUUGCUGCCAGUGGAGAGGGCAUCAUAAACAUGGUGACUGAGCUGCCAAUGAAGAGUGCGUCAGGAGAAACGGGACGAGAGAGCCACUCUUGCAUCGUUCAGUACAUUCUGUUUCCACCUCAAUCUACCUCCAGUAAAGACAGCUUCUCCACGGAUGAUGACAACGACACAGAGGUGGAGGCUGUAGACGUGGACACAGAGCUGAACCUGGUGACGGAGUGCUGGGUGGAACCACAGAGCGGCAUCGUCAUGAACUGCAUGGACCAGCACCGACACUUCCAGGGCCUCAAGUACCAGGAGCUGCCCCAUGCAAUCUUCCCCAGAGAUUUGGCUUGCAUGUCCACAAUGAUGACUUUUGAGUAUUUGAGCCAACUGUGUCAGAAUAAGAACCAGGUCUUCUCUUUGCCCGUUGGACUCAAGGAUGUGCAAGGUGAGGUCCUAACCUCUGAGGACAGUGUCCAUAUGGUUCCUUUCCAGUUUGAUCUCAUUCAGCUGCUCCCAAACUGUCAGCAGGUUGAACUCUUCUUCCUCACAUUCGGUGGAGUUGUAGAGAAUGAGGACCAGGUUCCCAGUUCUCCCAGUCUGCCCAGUGAGCUCCUGCUCAGCCUCUUCCACAACAGCCUGGAGCAGGAACUGAGCGACAAAGAGGUCCCAUUGGCUGCUAAAGACCACGGUGCCUUCAUGCAUCACAUCUUGGAGAGAGAACGAGACGGCCAUGUGGCUCCAUUCUCUCUAGCUGUCAUUAAAGAAGAAAGUAUGAAGACUACAGACAGACAGGACACUGUGACGUCGUUCCACACCACCACCAGCAGCAGGGAGGUGAUGGGAUCUACAAGCACUUUACAGAGUUUCAGUAACGCAGACCUUGUGGAUGAAGAGCCCCUGCUGAUGGAGAGGAGCUUCUUCACGCCACAGUGGAGGUGUUACGCCAAGUACAUCAGCUCCCAGCAGCUGCUCCUCACCUUCCUCCCCGCCACCUUCGCAGAUGUUCUGAUGCUGAUGGCGUCACCAGAGGAGACCGAGCCUCGGAGCACUGUCAGUACCCAGGAGGACGACACUCUGACUCCCAGCAACAAGUCUCAGGCAGACUCCCUGUCGGGCUCCACCUGUGGUCUGGACAGGUCUGAGUCUGGACACAGUUCAGCCUGUAAAGUGUGCAGGACGUCCCGAGGUGGGCACAAGUCCCCCUCCCUCUCACCAUCCUCUGAAAAUCACACCGAAUCUGUCGAGUCCCUGUGUUUGGACCCCUGCGGCUCGGACUGCAGACUGUCGGAGAGAGAAGCCGGGACACCCAGCUCAGGCCUUGGAGAUAAAGAAGGAGUCCAGUUCUCGGAGCCGCAGAAGUCCGAUUUUCACAUCAGCUUCAGCCGACAGGUUUCACAGCACAGCACAGGUACCAGCAGCAGCUGCCUGAGGUGUCCGGUGUACGUCUACAACUGCUCACUGGAGCACCUGAAGGAGCAGCUGGUCCAGCCCAGCUCAAGCCGCCAUCCCAGGGACGUCUUCUUCAGGUCUUUGUCUCAGGACCGCGGCAGCUCGUCGCCCUGGACCGAACUCCUGGCUCAGCCUCACAAACAUAAAGAGCUGGCCAACUAUUGCAGCUUGCUGCAGGAGCACUACCACCAGAGCUACGUCAGAGGUGUGUACCGCAGCCUGCAGCAGUCCUACAGCAUCAGCCAUCAGGACAUCCUGAUGGCAAUGGACUACUGUGAAGAGUCGCUGCAGGAGAUCGACAUCACCACCUUCCUGCAGACCCUCUGCGGACACAUCAGGGCUUUUAGGGAAAGCGGGAAGGGUCCCAAACCAGGAGAGGUCCCUAAACCUUCAAGGAGUCCAGCAACCUUCACCAUUGGAGAGGCAGACGAUGGGCGAGCCAAGACCACGGCAGCCAUAACCUCCUCGAGCAGCGUUGAACUAGAAGAGUCCUGCGAGGCUGAAUCUGGAGGCAGGCGCUCUGCUCCCACACCUCCAUCAGACCUGAAUGAGUCCAAGAUGCCAGAGUUUCCUCUGAGCCUGCUGCAGACACAGCCCCGGUGUGAAGUCUAUCCAGAUCUGCACAGAAUCAUUCAGGACAAAUUCCUGGAGAUCAUGUUUCAGUAUUUUAAAAGCGUCCCCUCCAAUCCUCACUACUUCUUCUACUGCCCCUCGUCGACCAAGAAAGAUGUGAGCUCAGAAGAUGGAGAGACAGAGAGGAGACCCAGUGAAGAGCUGAUUUCAGAGGCGGAGCCUGCAACUGAAGACGAGAACAUGUCAGGCUGCUGCAUCAUGUCAGAGAGCGACACGGACCUGGUGGUGGAAUACGAGGAGCGUUCAGACUCCAGCUCCCACGGCGAGGGCGAAGACCGCUCCCUGACAGACUCCAACACUGUCAACCAGGACCAGGACUCCUUCAGCAUCCUGGAUGGAGACUCCCUGCUGGAGCCUGAAGUCCCUCAGCUGGACAUGCCCCCCCUGUUCGUUCACAUCACCUGCUCUGUCAACUUGAAAAACAGCCACGGCUCCAUGCCCAUCCAGACACUCCCUACAUGUCUGGGUGAGAUCAUUUCCUGUCUGGAGAAUGCUGCGACGCUACCGUCUGUGGAUCUGAGUGAGCUGUCCGUCACAUUGGAUGUGUUCGUUCUGACUCUUUCUCUGGAGAUUGAAGCCAUGGCUGAUUUCCAUCAUAACAGGUACACCUCAGAGAGCAGCGUGUCUCUGAACCGUUCUCCAGCUCAGCCCUCCUCCUAUCGCUCCGACGACGAGCUGAUGACGGUGAUGGACGUUCUGAAAGGUCCUGACGGCGACGGGGUGUGUGGUGAUCAGCUGUCCAAACUCCCGCUUCCACACAAAUUAGCGAUUCUGGCCACGAUGGAUGAGAUUCGCUGGCUGCUGGAGGACGAGAUCGUUUCUGCGUUGCGUCACUCUCGGGUCAUCGGCUCGGCCACGCUGCAGAAAGUGGCGGAACACGUUUUCCGCUCCAGCGGCAGACCGCACUGCCACUGUGAAGACGUCCCGCUUCAGUUUGUCUUCGGGCCCGAACAGUCUCUGGAGAAAUUCAAAGAGGAGUUCCGCAGGAUAUCCUUCUCUGGCUACAGUCUGAAUGCCGAACAGGACAACUUCUAUUAUUUGUCCCUGAGCAGACUUCACCCUCAGAGGAUCCAGGCAGCCAAAAGGCUGUCGGAGAGUGCUGCAGAACAUCACCCCGGCCCCUGCCAUGCUGGGACCCCUGGAGAGGCUGCGAUGCUGGAGACCGAAGCAGAGAGCGACAGCAGGAAGUCCAGCGGUCUUCUCGCCGAGGGUUCUGCUGAAGCAGAUUCCAGUGAACCAGCAGAAGCAGAGGCCUCUGUCAGUGCGACGGGCGACAGAGGUCAUCCCCUUCAGCUUCAGACUGAAUGUGGCGCAGAUCCGAACUCUCCUCCGAAGACGGCGUCCAGCUUCAGCCUGGCUGAGUCCGUUCAGUCAGCCUCUCACAGCAGCAGCAGACUCAGACCAAGCCGUGUCCAGAGUGUGGUUUCCAGCCAGGGCAGUCUGGACUCAGACAUGCAGGGUUAUGAUGGGGGCAGCAGCGACUCCGAGUGUGAGAGUCCCACCCUGGACGAACAGGAAGGUCAGACCCCUCAGAUGCCCGACUUUUGGCUGAUUGUUCGGAUCCACCAGGACAGAGUGAAGGUCUACUCUCACUCCAGAAGCUUCACUGAAAAAAAAGAUGACAAUGCAGAGGAGAUGGAGAAGAAGGAGGAAGACCAGGAGCUGCCUGAAUACUUACUGUUGCAUCAAAGUGUGGUCAGGAAGAUCGGGGAGAUCUGCAGAAUUGUUAAUCAGCGCAUGCUGCUACAGGACCUACAUGACAGCCAUGUGUGCAACAAACUGCUGGUGGCUGAGAGUGAGGAAGACAUCUGGAAGAAUGAGUCUCUGUAUCGACAGAGGCUCAACACGUCUGAUGACUACAACACAGAGGAGAGCUACCCGGCCAGAGACUACCUGGCUGCAACCAUGCAGUUCAUCCCAGGACAUUUUGCUUGUGAUGUGGUUUGGAGCACAAUCAUCCAAAUUCAUCCACGCCUCAAGAUGGGACCUAACAUGGGUGUGUCCAGGGAUGCAGCAAUCCAGGCUCUUCGAUCCGUGUUGAACUCUUUCUCCGUGGUCAACAGGAAGAACAUGUUUGUUUAUCAGGAACGGACCACCAAGUCAGUCUUCUACCUCAGACUGUGUGAAACCUCCCUGACAGGGAAGUAUUCAGAUGUUGAUGGAAACCUCCAUACCACUCGUUCCAUCGGCCUGGCCAGGAGUCAGGAGCCUUUGUAUCCUGAAGAUGUUGCGGGCUCUCGGCUGGUUGGACAAGUAGAUAAACACAUCCUGCUGCUGGUUCAUGGAGUGGGAGAUGCAGGUCCAGAGAUCACAGAUGAGCUGGUGAAACUGCUACGUAAACGGAUGGAUGAGACCACGCUGGACAUCAUCACAGUGAUGCUUGUCAGGAACUGUAAACUGACUCCAGCUGAUGUGGAGUUCAUCCAGCCAUCUGGGUCUUCAGCGACAGAGGUGAUGAUUUACAGCCUUCCUCAGUAUUGUGGGUCCUGUCUGCCCGCUGUGGCCCACUACCUUCGGCAGAACCUUCUCAUCUUCCUGCACAUUCCCAAAUACACUGACAGCAACACAGCACACCAUUUUAAGCACUACUUCCAUUCGGGCAGCGAGUUGGCUGAUGGUGAUAUCUACCUCUACAAUAAACCUGGGGGCCAGGGAACAGGAGGCAAAGGAAUCGCCUGCAUCGCCCUUUUAUUUGUGGAUGUUCACGGUCAGCUCAUUCAGAUUGCAGCUCAGGACAGACCAGAGAACUCCAGUCUCCCUCUUCAUCCAGACCACUUUGACGAGCUGACAAGUGUGGUUAAAGUGGAGGGCAUCGAGACGAGCCAACGCUCAGCAGCACAGCUGUACGUACGGUUUGACAUCUGGGAGCAGGGCAACAUCAGUCCAUUACAGCUGAGUGACAAACUGCAGGGGGCGCUGCGCCAUGCCCUUUGUGACGUGGUCAUGGAGAUGAGAGUCCUGCCACACCCUCUUUGUGUCGGAGCAUCAGCAAGCACGAGUCCAAAGGACGAGUCUAAAGGGGUGUGCUCGUCUGAGGUGAGAGAAGUGAAGGACAGCCCCCAGCAGCGAAGGGGCUCUCGUGUCUUCAGGGGCAGCCCCUCUCCCAUCGCUCUAACCCAAACUGCAGGGGGUCCCCCUGUGACAGGAACCAGCACCCCCGAAUCAACCACACCCACCAACAAGACGACGCGCCGGAGCUUCUGGGACAUUCUGAGCAAACCGGACACAGGAGAGCUGGGCAGCCCCAAGACAACAGAUGACAUCGUGCAGGAGAAGGGCGAUGAGGGGCGAGCGGCGCGACGAAGGCACAAAACAGAGAACGUGAAGCAGCAGUGGAGCCAGGAGAAGGCUGUGGCCGUGGAGCUGGAGCAGGCCCACAGGAGGCAGGUGUCUCAGUUGGAGGAGGGGGAUGCAGGAACUUUGCACCCUGUCUACCAGAACACCGGCCAGCUGUGGAUCACUUUCAUGGCUAAACUGGGCUGCCCUUCCAUUCAGCAGUGCACAACUGAAAUAGCGUUUCACUUCCUGCUGCCGUCCAUCCUGACGGAGAUCGUCAGUUUGGUCAGCUCGUUGGCAAACGAUACCACAGUGAAGGCCUUUGAGAAGACCAGCUGCCCCCCCUCUGAAGAAGUGUUUGUUCCAUUUCCUGUCGUCCCGAGCUUCACUCAGCCUCCGGAUACGACACGGAGCUUCAUUCUCAUCGGUCGAAACUUCCAUCAGUGGCACUGCUGCGUAGAGCAAGCUCAUAAAGGCUUUCAGCGCUUCGAGGCCCUGGAGCAGAGUGAAUGUGUGGGUCCGAGCCAGGCCGGAGCAGGACUGGCUCCACGUCAGAGGUUCCUCUUCAUCAGCAUCUUGGACAAAAAGGUGACAGGAUCCCAACCCGUUCCUUGGUCCCUCCAUGGAGCCUGAUGCUUUGCUGCGUAGUUCUGUUCCUCCUCUGGCCAGCAAGGAGCAGGGCCGGCUGGGAAGUUCAGCUCGAACCCUCGCCCCACUUCACUUCCCGUCCGAGCUGCUUCCCUUCGACGAGGCUCUGAGGGACGUGUGCACCAGCAGGCCCCUGAUGGACGGCGAUGUGGUGGCCCGACACGGCGGGCAGCUGCUGGACAUCAAAGCUGCCGAGCGGAGAGAAAUGGAGAAACAGAUGAAAAUAGAAAACUUGUUUGUGACCUGGCAGCAGAGGUCAGCGCAGUCCAACACGCCUAUUUCUGGAACAGACCUGGAGAUUCUGAAGCAGUCAUCGAGACUUGUCCACUACUGCGCCACCCCUCUUCUCUUUGACCCCGUCUUCCGUAAGCAGAUCCAGGAGGAAGCUACAGCUCAGCCUCUUCUAAAGAAAAGGCACCGCUCCAGUGACUCGACGGCGUCGGGCCGGGAUCGCAGCUUCAGCACCGAUUCCACAGAGAUGCUUCCCUGCAGACUGAAGGAUGAACCCUGGCUGCUGGAGAUUUCCAGCAACUUCCUGCAGCAGUACGUCCAGUACCUGCAGAGCAUGGGUUUCAUUCUGGUGCAGGUCCGGCCUUCGUCUCCGGCUCGCAGCAUCGCCCGGGCCCGUGCUGCCAUGCUGAGCUCCAUGUCGAUGGAAGGAAGGAUGUCUUUUUCUUAUGUGAAGCAGAAGAGUGAGGACAGCCCUAAGACGAUGUCACCUGGCACCACUGCCUACCACCUGCAGAGGGCGCUGCCAGGGGGGAUCGUGUUAAUGGAACUGGCUUUUCAGGGAUCUUACUUCUGUGUGAAGCAGUACGCACUGGAGUGUUCCCGCAUCCCCAUGGGCCAGAGCGUUAACUCACAGGGCAGCAUCGUCUCCAAACUCCGUUGCAAGCCGUUUCCCGAUGCCACACCAGUAUCUGACUGUGCGCUCUCCAUGCUCUUCACUGAGGAGUGUGAUAAGGUCCGGGACCUGAUGCACAUCCAUUCCUUCAGCUACGACUUCCACCUGCGAGUGGUUCACCAGUACCUGGUAGGCUGCCACAUGACGCUGCGGCAGGGCUACCAGCUCACCGACUUCCUGGACGACUUCAUCUCCCAUCACCCAGAUAUCCCAAAGUUUGGCCACAAUCACGUCUUUCAAGGGAGCUUUUCCAUUUCCACGGGGAUGAUAACAGCUCACCAGCUCUACAACUACAUCACCGAUCAUGCCAGCACCUACGGCAUGAAGCCCCUCCGCAUGUCCAAGAGUACAGUCUGUACUGACAACAAGAAGGGGGGUCCAGACCUGCAUGAGUACGCCCUGGUGGCUCUGUGGAACAGUUCGGGGUCUUACAAGGAUCUGGAGGGUCUUCACCACCAUGAUGAUUUUGAUGUCUCUCUGGUGGUGUGCCACAACGCUGCCCCGUUUGAAGAACAGUCAGAUGGGGAAAGGCAUUUACUCAGGCUGCGUUUUUACGUCAUCAUGACCAGUCAGAGGGAGCUGUUCCCCCGCCUCACUGCCGACAUGCGCCGCUUCAAGAAGCUCCCUCUAAUCUACCGUGAUCUCUGUGAGCCGGGCGGGAGGCUCCCCACGGAUCAAGCAGAGGCUUCUGGUUCCGCUGGGGACGAUCGGGACCUUUGGGAAGAAACUUCAUCUGAAGCUUCGGCCUCCUCGGCCCCAAGCGAUGGCAACGAGUUUUACCCUCUGGCGGGGGGCAGACCGGGGGCUCAGGGACUGCUGUACACUUCCCCUCUGUUCCCUUUGCUCCACAACGAGGUGGCGUCAGCCCGCAGACACAUCCAGGCCAGCGUGGAGCAAGCCAUGGGUCACUGCCGCAGGGACAACCUGUGGAGGAGGCUGUUCCACGGAGAGCACGUGGCUCUGGACAAACUGAAGCUGGCCAAGCUGUCCUUCACAGAGCUGGAGGAGCUGCUGCAGGCCGUGCAGAGCCGCUCGGUGGGAGAGAUCGACCCACAGCUGGACUGUUUCCUCACAAUGGGUCCAGCAUGGUACCAUGGUCUCAUCAAAGUCCUGCUGAAUCGGUUCCCUCAAAGCUGCAGACACUUUGAUGACAACGGGAUCCAGUAUCUGGCUGUCCUGAAUCAAAAGUUCACCGACUGCUUUGUUCUGGUCUUCCUGGACAACCAAGCUGGAAAAACAAGUCUGAAGGUGGUGUUCCGGGAGCCGCUGCCCUCGCAGCCGCAGGCCGGCGGGAGUCCUCCUCCUCAGCUGGUGUCCAUGUACCACCACCUGGAGUCGGUCAUCAACACAGCCUGUUACAACCUCUGGUCCGGACUCCUCUAGAACCCAACUGUACCGACAGGUCAACGUGCCAAAUCUGCAUCAGAUCUGCACAGAGCAAGGAGGUGGAGGUUGGAGGCCUCACUGCCAUAUUUGGUUCCUACAAGUGCCUUUUGGUCAUUUGUGUUUCUUAAAAGCUGCUGCUGUUCCAUCAGCUCUGCACAGUGAACCCAAUCAGUUUACAGACAGAUCAUGACUUGUGUGUUCUCAAACCUUGUCAUACUCAGAACCAGAACCAUAGGUGGGACUGCUACUUCACAUACAGAACUCUCAUAUUUCUGCUUUGAGCAGGAGAAACAGAACACACUUGACUGACACGUUCUGAUAUCACAAACAGAUCUAUCAGUAUGCAACAGAACCUGAGUUCUGAUGAGAACACUGAACCCUAAACACUGCACUGACUGAAUGAUGUAUAUUGUGUAAAUACAGAAUAAAAGAUGUAAAAUGUACAAUAAAGCAAGAGAGAAACAAAAAG